Messenger RNA from Impatiens glandulifera, 852 nucleotides. Its product is annotated as WRKY transcription factor 42-like. Gene Ontology annotation, biological process: regulation of DNA-templated transcription. The transcript is spliced from 2 exons. The record is from RefSeq and is a predicted model, not a curated record. Lineage: Eukaryota; Viridiplantae; Streptophyta; Magnoliopsida; Ericales; Balsaminaceae. Bases 58 to 729 code for a protein of 223 amino acids. Gene Ontology annotation, molecular function: sequence-specific DNA binding; DNA-binding transcription factor activity.
UAAUUUUAUUCUGAUCAGGUCUCGGAUGGAUGUCAAUGGAGAAAAUAUGGACAAAAGAUGUCUAAAGGAAAUCCAUUCCCCCGAUCUUACUAUCGUUGCACCAUGGCCAUUAGUUGUCCCGUUCGCAAACAAGUACAAAGAUGUUUAAAGGAGCAAUCGGUCCUUAUAACAACAUACGAGGGUAACCACAAUCAUCCUCUCCCACCAUCGGCCAAGGAAAUGGCAUCAACAACAUCAGCAGCCGCAUCUAUGUUGUUAUCGGGAUCCAUUCAAAGUGCAGAUCGCAAUUACGAUCACAAUCACCAUUUUCUCGUAAAUUCAUCAAACAAUCAUCUUCUAUCGAGAACAAUGCUUCCCUACUUGCCUCCCAUGGCUAGCAUUUCCUCUUCAACCCCAUAUGCCACCAUCACAUUAGACCUAACAACAACAACAUCAAAUGGUUCACAAACUAUAGGUAGUAAAGUGUCAAACUUGUUUCCACAAAACAAUUCUCUUAGCCAUGAAGCAAUAUUGGGUCCAAUUGAGUCGUAUAUGAAUACCAACACGAAUACAAAUAACUCGGAAAGAUUUCCAUUACGCUGCCUCGAUGUACAAAAUCAGCAAAUAAUGGACGUUGUGACAAAUGCCAUUGCUUCGGACCCCAACUUUGCAGCGACCAUUGCAGCUGCGGUUUCGUCAAUUAUUAAUAAUAGUGGGGCAAACACGCAAAGGAAUGACAGUAUGGAAUGAAAUAGAGGUGAGAUCAAUCCGGGAAGCCCUUAGUUUUGUAGAUAUGUAAGUUCAUCUUUUUUAUUUGGUUUAGUUAGAUUUGUGUGUAAGAUAAUUAAUACUUGAAUACAAUAAUAUUAUGUA